This is a messenger RNA of Podarcis lilfordi (Lilford's wall lizard), 4855 nucleotides long. The record is from the annotation of a GenBank genome assembly. Lineage: Eukaryota; Metazoa; Chordata; Lepidosauria; Squamata; Lacertidae.
AUGGCGGCUGCUAUCCCUUUGGAGGAGGUGGUGAUGGUAGCUUUGGGAAAGGACCCGCCUGAGAACCAGGAAGUGACAAGUUACACCCCAGAGCAGAAUUCUGAGGCGACCCUGCCGUGGGAUCAAGCCUGUCAUGAUACGUCUUGUGAGACGCCAACGCUGGAAACGUUGGAGACUGACUCCAGACCAAGUCCUGAGGGGAGCAGGGAAGAGGCCAUUAUGGGGCCUGGUGUGGACAGUGAGGCCUUCUCUGGAGUUCCUGCUACCCAAGUGGUGGAGGAGAAGGAGGAGGAGGAGGAGAAAGAGGAUGACAACUGUAUGCCAGCGGUGGCGGCCCAAGUCUUCAUCCCCAUCGACCCCUACUGCAUCGAACGCACGCCAGUAACCGAGAAAAAGGAAUGGUACCCAGCGUAUGAUGAAGAGGAUGAGAUUAUCCGCUGCGAGAGGGAGAACGCCGCCCUCGAGAAGCAGAACUUCAUCUCCCGCGGCUACUCGGCCCAUUUUGACGACUCACCAAGCUACGAGGGGAAGACAGGCAAGACCUGCGCCGAGAGGUGGCCUUGCCUUCAAAAUGGCACCUGCAGCUCAGCCAACCUCAAAGCGGUGGCUUCCAUGAUUGGAGCCGCUGUCAUCUUCCCCUGCCUGAUCUACGGGGCAUAUGUCUUCUUGCCCUUUGACGCGCCUUUCAUGCCCACCAUGAGCUCCCGCCUGGUCUACACCAUGCGCUGCGGCGUCUUUGCCACCUUCCCAAUCAUCGUAGGUGAGUGUCUGGCUGUGGGUUUUGCUCCAGAGGAGAAAGGGUUUCCCUGCCAAGUUUGGCCAAAAAGGCCUUUGGGAAGCCUUUUCAGACUGAGGGCCACAUUCCCUUUUAGGAAUCUGGUCAAGGGCCACUUGCCUGGCAGUGGGGCAGGUGCCAGAGGUAAAAGAUGGCAGAAACACAAGUGCAAAUUGUACCUUUGUAUAUAGUAGGCUAGUUUUUACACAUAGUUGAACACACCCCUCUAUCUUCCAACUGGGCGAGCGAAAGGCAUGGUUGGAAUUCAAGGACAAAAGUACUCAAGGAGGGCAUUGCAGGAGGGUGGACUAAAUGGGGUACCAACCCUAUGAUUCUGUGUUUCUAGGGUGCAAAAUAGGACCAAGGAGAGGGGUUUGCCUGGUGUGAGGAGGUGUGACCUGAGGGGAGUCCUGAGGGCUAGAAAGAGAGGGCCUCUUUUGACCCCCGUCCUUCUGUUCAUUUGACCCCUGCAGUCCAGUUCCCCCAUUCUUGCCCCUGCUCAGCAUCCCAAUGUACCAGCUGCUGACUUGAAUCAGUUAUGCAAAUCUAACACACUUUAAUCUAUUUCCACACUUUGCAUAAUGGUUUCUGCUAGCGCUGAGAACUUUACCCACCAAUACUGACGACCGUUCUUGCUCUUCCUCUCUGGCCUGAGAUUUUACUGGCCAUGUUGUUGUUGUUGUUGUUGUUGUUUAGUCGUUUAGUCGUGUCCGACUCUUCGUGACUCCAUGGACCAGAGCACGCCAGACACUCCUGUCUUCCACUGUCUCCCAUAGUUUGGUCAAACUCAUGCUGGUAGCUUCAAGAACACUGUCCAACCAUCUCGUCCUCUGUCGUCCCCUUCUCCUUGUGCCCUCCAUCUUUCCCAACAUCAGGGUCUUUUCCAGGGAGUCUUCUCUUCCCAUAAGGUGGCCAAAGUAUUGGAGCCUCAGCUUCAUGAGCUGUCCUUCCAGUGAGCACUCAGGGCUGAUUUCCUUCAGAAUGGAGAGGUUUGAUCUUCUUGCAGUCCAUGGGACUCUCAAGAGUCUCCUCCAGCACCAUAAUUCAAAAGCAUCAAUUCUUCGGCCAUCAGCCUUCUUUAUGGUCCAGCUCUGACUUCCAUACAUCACUACUGAGAAAACCAUGGCUUUAACUAUACGGACCUUUGUUGGCAAGGGUCAUAGAAACUAUAAACUUCCUCAUAAAAGCAGAGAGCAGUGAAAUAUAUGUACACUCUUGCACCAGAUCUCAGAAUUUGCAUUUGUGCAAUAGGUGAACAAAUGCGCUUCUCAGGCGAUGCCCAACCCCGACCUGUAAUAUUCUUCAGGGGUUUUAUUGUUUGAUUUCCGUGUUGAUAUUCUGAGGGUGUGUAAACAGACUUGCUUUUUCUGGCAGAUCAAGCUGGGACCUGUUCUCGCUUUACUCUGUAAAUGAUGCUAUGCUGAAUGAGGAUGCUAUUUAAAUAUCAGAAACUGUAAUUCCAAAGGGCAUCUACACCAUGUUGCAAAUGGAUCUAGGAUUCCCUUCCCAGGACUAAGAUUAGAGGAAAAACUAGUUGUGCCAUUUCCAGUAGAACCUAAUGUUGCACAGUUCUGAUUGGCCAAUACUUGCAAUAUCAAUAACCCACCUCUUCUCUGCCCUGGUUCCUAGAGUGGUCUUGCUUCUCUUGUAUAUGUCUGAUGUCAAUAGGCAGAGAGUUCCAUAGUGUAGGUGCUGCCGCACUAAGAGAAGGAUUUCUUACAAAUGCCUCCUCUUGCCCCCUCCCCAGUUUUAACCAAAUCACUUGUCCCAAUAGCCUGCUCAAAACAGUUGCUAACAGGGCUACAAUUCCCAGAGUUCCCUGAGAAGCGGGAUUGGGAGUUAAACUACUCUGGUUAACAGUGUGAAGGGUAUAGGGAGUGUCCUAACUAUUCUCAGCACCUUUAAUGAACUACAGUUCCCAGAAUUCUUUUCAGGGAAGCCACAACUGUUUAAAGUGGUGUCACACUGCUUUCAACGGAUGGUGUGAAUGUGGCCCUUGGAACCAGGUCUAUGGAACCAAGGUGGCAGGUCCCUGAGAAAGUCUGGGAACCACUAAGCUAAAGGUUUGGUUUCUAGUUGUCAAAUGAGCCUUGCCAGCUUGGGGAAUAGUCAAAGAUGUUUCUGCAGAUCAUAUUGGUGAUCGAGCUGGAAUAAAAGGGUUUAGGUGGACUGGAUUUUGUAAAUUAAUAUGAGGGCCUUGAACCCAGCUUGGAAACAGAUUUCCUGGGAUGCAGGGUCCUGGCAUCCUUUGAAGUCCACUGCAUCUUCAUGUUCAGGCGUGUGAGUACUCACUCUCUCUUUCUCUCUCUCUCUCUCUCUCUUUCUCUCUCUCUUUUCAUCCUGCAGGUAUGAUUGUGUACGGGGUCUCGCGGAUCUGCUUCUUCUCCCUGCAGCCCUUUGGUGAGCUGCGCCGGGAGGUGGAGAUCCACCGCCACUACGUCUCCCAGUCGGUCCAGCUCUUCAUCCUGUACUUCUUCAACAUCUCCGUCCUCUCCACUUACCUGCCCCAGGAAGGCCUCAAGCUCAUCCCUCUGCUGACAGCCCUCUUUGCCAUUUCACGGUAAGAGAGAGAAGCAGAAACGCAGCGAAUGGUUAGUGGCGGCAGCACAGGCACAAUUUCAACAGCAGGCCCAGCAGGGCCUCCUCCUCUGGAGGCCCCUAAUGCAGCAGCCAUGGCCAGGUCCACACCAUCCAUUUUUAAAACGCUAGGGUACCACUUCAAACAGUCAUGGCUUCUUCCCACAAAGAAUCCUGGGAGCUGCGGUUUGUUAAGCGUGCAGAGAGAUGCUAGGAGGCCCCUGUUCCUCUCCCUGAGCAAGACGGUCUGGGCAGGUUGGCUUUGAAAGCAGACUCUGGGUUGUGUCUCAGUGACAGAGCACCUGCUUCUCAUGGAGAAGGCCCCACGUUCAGUCACCGCAGGCAUCUCAGGUAAGGCUGGUCAGGCUGUCUCUGUUUGCCUAAUGGAAGGGCCGGCCCUGCAGGCAGUACUGACCUAGAAGGGUCUGUCUCGGUCUAAAGGAUUUUAUGCCCCCAACUUCCUGCUGCUCUGUUUGGCAGGAGGGGAAAACCAGGGGGGGGCACCAGCAGGUGACCAACCAGUUUAAUCUAGCUCAUUAGAGGUGAGGCUGAGUUUUAGGCACGUUGUCUAAUAUUCCUGGGGAGACCGGCGGUUGAUUAUUUAUAUGCCACCUAUUUCCUCCAAGGAGCUCAAGAUGGCCUACAGACUUCUCCUCCUCCCCAUUUUAUCCUCACAACAACCCUGUGAGGUAGGUUAGGUUGCGAGACAGUGACUGGCCCAAGGUCACCCAGUGAACUUUGUGGCUGAGUGGGGAUUCGAACCCUGGUCUCCUGGACCCUAGUCCAACACACUAAUCACUAUACCACUGGGACUACCCCCUCCCCUGCUGCACUGGCCAACAAAAGCCAGUUAAAUCUCCAUUUUUCAUCUUCAAGGUAGUGACGGCAUCUAGCAUCACUGAAAUGUCGGUGGGUUCCCAUGAGGCAAGACACAGUGAUAACAGCAAGAACCUUCAUUGAACUAACAGAACUGGACAACAGGGGCAAAGCAACUGCUUAUAUACAUUUCUGAAGGCCUGGGCCACUCCCACUCCCAACGUGAUUGGCUGUUCAAACUUCCAAGCUGCGAAUCAUAAAUCAGAGUUUAAGGGCCAAUGGCAGAGGCCCAAAUCCUGAAAUGUUCUGUGAUUGGAUAUCAUGUAUCGAAUCAGAACACAGGGGCUCAGUUCAAAACUCAAGCUCAGGCAAACAGGACCACUGAAUACAUAACAAUCACGGCUAUCUUUUGAUCCUUUUCUUGCUUGCUUUCUCGCCUCUCUCUCACCCUUUCCCCCAAUUUCCUCCAGGCUCCUCUACUGGCUAGCCUAUGCCAUGGGCCGCUCCUUCCGUGGUUUCGGAUUCGGCCUGACGUUCCUGCCCCUCUUCACCAUGCUGUUGUUCAACCUCUACAGCAUGUUCAUCAUGGAUCCAGAGAACAUGUUUGCUGUGGCCGACAGCAGUGACAAGUCCUCCCAAGAGAAGGAGCAGCGCCUGGCGGCCUCCAAGCCUCGGUUCUGGGGCUGA